Molecule: messenger RNA, 1623 nt
Organism: Dreissena polymorpha
Lineage: Eukaryota; Metazoa; Mollusca; Bivalvia; Myida; Dreissenidae
Exons: 2
Coding region: 81-1283 (400 amino acids)
Source: RefSeq, a predicted model, not a curated record
GGGCUCACAAGGACGCUGUCCUUGUUUAUAAAUAUUUAUUUAUAGGCAAGUAUUCUUAUAUUUGUUCAUAAUUGGUAAAAAUGAGCUCUGUUGAGAACGAUGUUCUCGACUUAUCGGAUGUGAACGGAGACUCGGAGUUUUCCGGUUUCGAAUCUGGUGAUAUCGUUGAUACACCAUAUGUUGCUUCUAUGGUUGAGGUUUCCACCGUGACUACUAAAGAGAAACGUGGAAAAAGUCCCGUUAAGGGAAAAAAGAAAGUUAAGUCCGUUGUCAAAAAGGCCUCAAAACCAGUUAGUCGUAAUCAGACACCUACAAACAAGUCAAAAAAGUUGCCAUUAUCUUCUAUUGACAUAAAUCAGCUCUCAAAGGAAGAUAUUGUAAAAUUAAGACAGAAACUGGGUAUUCCAGAUGUUGACCCCCACUAUUAUGAUACAUUUGAUGAAUAUUCUUAUCAAGAGGUGGAUCGGCCAAAUUUACAUGUGCAAAUAAAUUCAGAGGAUGUUUCAGACACUGAAACUCCAGGACCUUCUAGGUCUAAGAAUAUUGAAGAAGAGCUGUUUGGCUCAGUUACUUCUGAGGAUGAAAAUUGGCAGCCUCCUAAAUUGAAGGCUUUAGAAACGGAUAAACCCAUUGCUAAAUCUUUAGCAAAAUUGAUUAAUGUGGCAUGCACUUCUCAGUGCGAUAUAGAGGAAAUUGCAAAGAAAUAUAAGAUUCCUGAAAAUGUUGAUAUGGCUGGACCACCACUUGUUAAUCCUGAAAUCUGGAAAAUAUUAGAUAAAAGAGUGCACACACAAGACAGAGGUUUGGCUGAAAUUCAGAAUAUUGUUGCCACAGCCAUGGUACCGGUAAUCAAAUUAGCUGAAAAUCUGAAAUCGGCUGCAUUAAAUCAGGGAACAAAAACCCUUUUGUCGGACACACUUACAUUGCUUGGUCAAGUACAGUACAAUAUUUCAGUAAAGAGGCGCUACAGCAUUCGUCCUCAUUUGAAAAAGAAAUACUUUGGACUGUGUAAUAUAUCAAUGCCUAUUACAAAGAAUCUGUUUGGCGAUGAUGUGUCCAAGGAAAUUAAAUCAUGUGACUCGAUGGCAUAUAUUGCUAAGGAUUCCCAGUAUGGGUCCUACAAACCAUGGCGGGGACGUGGAACCAACAGACCAUUUCGCAGAGGAUAUUCUGGGAAUUAUAGAUUCCAGCCAUAUCCUGUACAGAGAGGAAAUUUCUCCAGACCUUUCAGGGCCAGAGCAGGCCGGGUAGGAGCUACUUCAGCUUACCCAAACGACAAGUAGAUUCCUCGGCUACCAAAACACAGGGACUUGCUCACCCUGCCACACAACGGACAGGAGCAUCCGUUAGCAAAGAAGAUCAUCAUGGGCGCAGCAGUCUUAUCCGGAAAUCACUUGAGAGUCAAGGACUUUUACCAGAAACUGCAAACACUAUCAUCCAGUCAUGGAGACCUGGAACUAGGAAGCAAUAUGACCUGGCGUGGAAACGAUGGUAUUUUUGGUGUUUACGAAGGAAAGUUAAUCCCCUUAUUACGACUGAAAUUAAAGUAGUUGAUUAUCUUUAUUAUUUAAAGUAUAAUAAUAAAUCUUACUCAGUUCUUAACACACACAAAUCAAUGCUUCU